AUGGAAAAAUCCAAUUACAAUAAUAAAAAUAGUAUCAAUGAUAGUGACUGUAAAGUGCAACUAGACAUUGAGAAACACGAACAAAAUAAAAUUCAACACGAAAAACACGAACAAAACAAACCACACGAUCAAAUGAAGCAAAUCAACAAACAACUUAAUGAACAACAACAAAAUGAACAAGAACAUUUACCAUUAAAGAACGAUAAUGAUGACGAUGAUACAUCAGUUAUUGAAGAUAGUGAAUCAAACAUUGAAAAAGAACAUUUAUCUAACAACAAACUCAUUGAUUCUUCUAGUCAGUUGGUAGCAACUUUGGAUGAAAUAGAAAAGGAUGAAAAUAUAGAAGAUAAAGAAGAAAGUAAUGAAAAAAACAACGCUACUAUUGAAAAUUUAGAAAAUAAUAAUGACAACAAUAAUAAACAUGAGCAAUCAGCUCAAAAUUUUGAAUUAAAUAAACCCACUCCAAUCGAUAUAAUCAAAAUUCAUGAAAAUAUUGAAGACAACAUCAUUAAAAAAGAUCCUUAUAAUGAUGACAAUAAUAUUGAAGACAAAAUUCCUUCUAACAAUGACAAUAAUAAUGAAGAUGAAAAUCCUUCUAACGAUGACAACAAUAAUGAUUCUUUUAAUGAAGAUAACAAUGAAUAUAAAGGUCCUUCUAACGAUGUUAAUAAUACUGAAGAAAAAGAUAAAGAUACUUCGAAUAAUGAUGACGAUGGUAACGUAGCACUUAAUUCUAACGAAGAUGGUAAUAAAGAUUCUUCUAACGAUGACAAUAAUAAUAUAAAAGACAUUUCAAAUAAAGAUGAUGAUGUAGCACCUACAUACAAUGAAGGCACUUUCAACGAAGAAAAUGAUAAUCUCAUAGGUCCUGUUUCUUCAAACGAUUAUAAUAUUUCUCCUGAUGAUGAAAGCAAUGAUUUUAAAGAUACUUUAAAUAAAAGUGAAGAAGAUAAUAUAGCACUUACUUUAAAUAAAAGUGAAGAAGAUAAUAUAGCACUUACUUUAAAUAAAAGUGAAGAAGAUAACAUAGCACUUACUUCUAAUGAAGAAGAUGGCGAUAAUAUUACAGAUCCUUCGAUCAAUAACAAAGAUGUCGAUACUAAUGAUAUUACGUUACAAACAACUAUUAAAAUAAGAUAUUGUAAAGAUUGUAAAGAAUUCGACAUUGCCAGAUCAAUAGAAGUGAGCACUAGAGCUGUACAACGUACUUUACAUUCGGAAGGCUAUUAUGGAAUAGUUGUAAAAAAGAACUCCUUUCAUUGGUGA
Molecule: messenger RNA, 1266 nt
Organism: Entrophospora sp. SA101
Lineage: Eukaryota; Fungi; Glomeromycota; Glomeromycetes; Entrophosporales; Entrophosporaceae
Source: the annotation of a GenBank genome assembly